Messenger RNA from Medioppia subpectinata, 747 nucleotides. The record is from the annotation of a GenBank genome assembly. NCBI's taxonomy places the organism in Eukaryota, Metazoa, Arthropoda, Arachnida, Sarcoptiformes, Oppiidae.
CGCAAGAUUUGUAUUGAAUUUUUGUAUUUUGUUUGUUGUGUUCAUUAAGUAAUCAUAACUUGAAUUGAAUUCACUUUAAAUUGCAUUGAAAUUUGGAUGAAAUGGUGUUUUUGAGCCAAAUAUGUAUGAAAUAUACGCCCAUUUGGUUACAGAAAUCCGGCCGAAGAUCCGUAUUCUUCCGGAGAGUCUCUCUCUUCCGUCUGACGGGUGCAUUUGGAGGUUUGAGUCGAAACUGUUGGAAGAUUGCGAUCAAGAAGUGGACGAAAUCAAUACAAUAUAAGCCUAAAUACCGACGAAUGAGGACUUCAAUGAUUUUAGAUCUCUAUUCACAGCGAGUGUUGGGAGCCGUCGAAGAGCACGGAUUCAAACUCGAGCUCUUCCUCUCCUCUUUGACUAAAUGUGGACUAGAAUUAGACCGCAAAUCGUUGGCAAAUAUCGCUGUUUAUGAACCAAAAACUUUUGAGAGUUUAGUAAAUUUGGCCAAAACUAAGUUCCGAGAAGAGGGCGACUCCGAGGCCGCCAUUAAUCUGAAACCCGUCGAUGGAGUCAUCACUCGAGGAAUGCUUUGAUAUAUAAAUUAAAACCAAAUGAAAAACACAUGUUUUAAUAUAAAAUGUUUAAUUGAGUGAUGAAUUGAUGAGAAUUACAAAAUAUAUAAUCAAUGAAAUGAAAUUAAUUUAGUGUUAAGUAAACAAUAAGUCUCUCAAUUAAAAUAGAAAACAAAGUUUAGUUAAAGAUUAGACUAAU